This is a messenger RNA of Procambarus clarkii (red swamp crayfish), 1976 nucleotides long. Lineage: Eukaryota; Metazoa; Arthropoda; Malacostraca; Decapoda; Cambaridae. The record is from RefSeq and is a predicted model, not a curated record.
CGGCGUCGCCCCCCAACAGCGGCGUCGCCCUCCCACAGCGGCGUCGCCCUCCAACAGCGGCGUCGCCCUCCAACAGCGGCGUCGCCCCCCAACAGCGGCGUCGUCUCCCACAGCGGCGUCGCCCCCCAACAGCGGCGUCGCCCUCCCACAGCGGCGUCGCCCUCCAACAGCGGCGUCGCCCCCCAACAGCGGCGGUCGCCCCCCAACAGCGGCAUCGCCCCCCAACAGCGGCAUCGCCCCCCAACAGCGGCGUCGCCCCCCAACAGCAGCGUCGCCCCCCAACAGCGGCGUCGCCCCCCAACAGCGGCGUCGCCUCCCACAGCGGCGUCGCCCCCCAACAGCGGCGUCGCCCUCCAACAGCGGCGUCGCCCUCCAACAGCGGCGUCGCCCUCCAACAGCGGCGUCGCCUCCCACAGCGGCGUCGCCCCCCAACAGCGGCGUCGCCCUCCCACAGCAACGUCGCCUCCCACAGCGGCGUCGCCCCCCACCAGCGGCGUCGCCCCCCAACAGCGGCAUCGCCCCCCAACAGCGGCGUCGCCCCCCAACAGCGGCGUCGCCCCCCAACAGCGGCGUCGCCUCCCAACAGCGGCAUCGCCCCCCAACAGCGGCGUCGCCCCCCAACAGCGGCAUCGCCCCCCAACAGCGGCGUCGCCCCCCAACAGCGGCAUCGCCCCCCAACAGCGGCGUCGCCCCCCAACAGCGGCAUCGCCCCCCAACAGCGGCGUCGCCCCCCAACAGCGGCAUCGCCCCCCAACAGCGGCGUCGCCCCCCAACAGCGGCAUCGCCCCCCAACAGCGGCGUCGCCCCCCAACAGCGGCAUCACCCCCCAACAGCGGCGUCGCCCCCCAACAGCAGCGUCGCCCCCCAACAGCGGCGUCGCCUCCCACUGCGGCGUCGCCUCCCACAGCGGCGUCGCCUCCCACAGCGGCGUCGCCCCCCAACAGCAGCGUCGCCCCCCAACAGCAGCGUCGCCCCCCAACAGCGGCGUCGCCUCCCACUGCGGCGUCGCCUCCCACUGCGGCGUCGCCUCCCACAGCGGCGUCGCCUCCCACAGCGGCGUCGCCCCCCAACAGCGGCGUCGCCCCCCAACAGCGGCGUCGCCCCCCAACAGCGGCGUCGCCCCCCAACAGCGGCGUCGCCUCCCACAGCGGCGUCGCCCCCCAACAGCGGCGUCGCCUCCCACAGCGGCGUCGCCUCCCACAGCGGCGUCGCCUCCCACAGCGGCGUCGCCUCCCACAGCGGCGUCGCCUCCCACAGCGGCGUCGCCCCCCAACAGCGGCGUCGCCUCCCACAGCGGCGUCGCCCCCCAACAGCGGCGUCGCCUCCCACAGCGGCGUCGCCUCCCACAGCGGCGUCGCCCCCCAACAGCGGCGUCGCCUCCCACAGAUGCGUCGCCUCCCACAGAUGCGUCGCCUCCCACAGCGGCGUCGCCUCCCACAGCGGCGUCGCCUCCCAACAGCGGCGUCGCCUCCCACAGCGGCGUCGCCUCCCACAGCGGCGUCGCCUCCCAACAGCGGCGUCGCCUCCCAACAGCGGCGUCGCCUCCCACAGCGGCGUCGCCUCCCACAGCGGCGUCGCCUCCCAACAGCGGCGUCGCCUCCCACAGCGGCGUCGCCUCCCAACAGCGGCGUCGCUUCCCACAGCGGCGUCGCCUCCCACAGCGGCGUCGCCCCCCAACAGCGGCGUCGCCUCCCACAGCGGCGUCGCCUCCCACAGCGGCGUCGCCUCCCACAGCGGCGUCGCCUCCCACAGCGGCGUCGCCUCCCACAGCGGCGUCGCCUCCCAACAGCGGCGUCGCCUCCCACAGCGGCGUCGCCUCCCAACAGCGGCGUCGCCUCCCACAGCGGCGUCGCCUCCCACAGCGGCGUCGCCUCCCAACAGCGGCGUCGCCUCCCACAGCGGCGUCGCCUCCCACAGCGGCGUCGCCCCCCAACAGCGGCGUUGCCUCCCACAGCGGCGUCCAUUCAUAUCCCUAA